AUGAGGGAGAUCGUGCAUCUGCAAGCUGGACAAUGUGGCAACCAGAUCGGUGCGAAGGUAGGUUGUUUUACUAACAAUCCCACGAGUUUCCCGUACUUAAUCCUCUGGAGACGAAUUUUUCAUACUCGUGUCAUUCACAAAUUUUUGGAGCCAACGGGUCUGAUUGAAAAAUGGAUCACUCAGGUGCGAAGUUAUGCGUACGUUGAAAGACUAGGUGACACAUAUUCAUAAUUGAAAGUUAGAGUAGAUUUUAAUACAGUUUUUGAGAGAUCAGUGUCGAUACACGUAUGGAGACUCCAAAGGAUUAAUUUCUUCGUAUCCAAUUCGUAUAAAAAAUAAAGUGCAACCAAUCAUACGAUGUAAUACAGCGUUGGCUUGUGUGAUUCGACUCAAAGGCUCUGUGAUAUUGAAAGCUAAAAGGUUUGUUGAAAAGUUCGACGUGAUGCUGAAGUUACUGAUAGAGUAG
This is a messenger RNA of Heterotrigona itama, 466 nucleotides long. NCBI's taxonomy places the organism in Eukaryota, Metazoa, Arthropoda, Insecta, Hymenoptera, Apidae. The record is from the annotation of a GenBank genome assembly.